AUGGCGACAUGGACAGGAUCCCCGAUAUCUGUAGAGGAGGUCUUCCAUCAAGUUUGGAAAUCGUCUGUGGAGAUUCAACCUUGUUUCUAUUUUCCCUCAUCCGAGAAAGGUGUCUUACCUUCUCCUGCAUUAGCUUCCCCGACAUCAACAUCAGAGUGUUCUACCGAAGACGAACUUGCUACAGCGGAAAUACUGGCAAGAAUCAAGUUUGGUAGUUCUAGUCCUUUGGGAGAAUCACGCAAGAGAUCCAUCCCUUCAUCUGUUGGUGAUGAUGAAGACGACAAGUGUCUCAUUAUCAAGAGGAAGAAAGAAAAUAGCGUUGAAAGUAGUACUGGUAGAGAAUCCGGUGGUCUGGAGAGAUGGCCCCCUAGAAAAGAGUUCGUAUAUCUCACUUGUGUGGUGGCCAUACCACCUGUUGGGAGACAGAAAUUGCCACUUUUUGGUAAACCAUGCGGACGAAACGAAAUCAUUGCAAAGGUAGUCACUUUGGCGACUGGAGAACCAUGUUCCAGAAAACUCAUAUCUUCCCAUGCUCAAGUAUUGAAAGGAAGAAAGGAAUUGAGCAAGCAACUGAGGGAUUUGUUGACUACCGAGGAAGGCAAAAAUAACGAUGAUGAAGCUGCACCUACGGUUUACACUCUAGGGUCUGAUUGGAAUUUCCCAAAAUGUCUUAACAGACUGAUUGGGCUUCCUGAAAAUCAAGAUUUGAGAACAUCUUCACCCCCUCAAUCGAUCUUGGACCAUUUCGGUGACAGUUCCAAAUCACUUAAAUCAAUUGCAAGCAAAAAGGACAAACCUACACCAGCAAAAACCAAUCGUUUAACAAUCAAAACAGGAAGACCAUCAAAAUCACUUUCGCCUUCCGUCUUCACUGCCUCCAUCAAAGGGGAAAAUGAGGUACAUCUACCUACGCCCAAAUCUUCUCAAUUACCGUCGCCCGGUUUACAAAGUACUCCUUUCAUAGGACGUGAUAAUUCAAGAAGACCUUCGUUACCUUCACCACGUGAUAUAUUCUCGCCACAUUAUAGAAUGACCACAACGCCUCGCAGAAUCCCAGAUUUCAGUACGACAUCACCUGUACCUAGACGACCAGCCACCGUGCAAGGUUUCACAAGAUCGUAUAAUAGACUUCUUCCUUUACCCGAACCCGAAUCUCCCAUUUCUCGAACAUGUGGUACAUCUUUGUUUUUUCAAACCCCCCCUGCUAGGAGGACAUCAGAGUCUCAUCUGACAUACAGUCUGGGAAAGCUCUACUCAACAUUCGAGAAGGAAUGUCUGAGACUGAAGGACACCACACCAUCUGGUGUGUCGGUCGAAGACAUAAAAAGGACCGAGAGAGGCAAAGACCAUUAUCGGUGGUUCUGA
Messenger RNA from Kwoniella shivajii, 1365 nucleotides. RefSeq lists its product as uncharacterized. Gene Ontology annotation, cellular component: transcription regulator complex. NCBI's taxonomy places the organism in Eukaryota, Fungi, Basidiomycota, Tremellomycetes, Tremellales, Cryptococcaceae. The transcript has 3 exons. Gene Ontology annotation, molecular function: RNA polymerase II cis-regulatory region sequence-specific DNA binding; DNA-binding transcription factor activity, RNA polymerase II-specific. Bases 1 to 1365 code for a protein of 454 amino acids. The record is from RefSeq and is a predicted model, not a curated record. Gene Ontology annotation, biological process: regulation of transcription by RNA polymerase II.